Phalaenopsis equestris is the source of this 2290-nucleotide messenger RNA. RefSeq names its product 4-hydroxy-3-methylbut-2-enyl diphosphate reductase, chloroplastic. Lineage: Eukaryota; Viridiplantae; Streptophyta; Magnoliopsida; Asparagales; Orchidaceae. The record is from RefSeq and is a predicted model, not a curated record. Gene Ontology annotation, biological process: isopentenyl diphosphate biosynthetic process, methylerythritol phosphate pathway; dimethylallyl diphosphate biosynthetic process. Bases 93 to 1403 code for a protein of 436 amino acids. Gene Ontology annotation, molecular function: 4-hydroxy-3-methylbut-2-enyl diphosphate reductase activity; metal ion binding. The transcript has 9 exons.
UCUUUGUUCUUGGCUAUGAUAAAAAUGCAUAAUUCUGCCAGACUACGGACGCCCGCUUUUUGCAAGAAAGCCCGUUUCUGUUCUCAGUCGUCAUGGCGCUUUCAGUAGCAGGUUUGUCGAGCAUUUUGUUCGGCGUCAGCACCGCCAGAGGGAUCCGUAGCCGGCGACCCGGCAGCGUGCCGACCUUUCGCUGUGCUGACGGCGGCGUUGAUGAUGGAUGGGAGAAAGCGACCACCUCACUGGAUCCCCACUUCGACAAGAAGGCUUUCCGUCACAACCUCACCAGGAGUGAUCGUUAUAAUCGCCAGGGGUUCGGACGCAAGAAGGAAACUCUGGAGCUCAUUGGUCGCGAAUACACAAGUGAUGUGAUAAAGAAGCUUAAAGAGAAUAACUACGAGUAUACUUGGGGCAACGUGACAGUGAAGCUGGCGGAAGCCUUUGGAUUUUGCUGGGGAGUGGAACGGGCUGUUCAGAUUGCGUACGAGGCCAGGAAGCAGUUUCCGGAGGAAAGGAUUUGGAUCACCAACGAGAUAAUACAUAAUCCUACCGUCAACAAGAGAUUAGAAGAGAUGGAGGUCUGGAACACGGUUGAGAAGCACAAGCAGGGAGAUUAUACUUCGAUAAUUCAUGGCAAGUACUCUCAUGAAGAGACUGUGGCCACCUCGUCUUUUGCAGCAAAGUACAUAGUUGUGAAAAACAUCAAAGAGGCAAUGUACGUAUGUGAUUACAUUCUGGGAGGCCAGCUUGAUGGAUCUAGCUCAACUAAAGAGGAUUUUCUUGAGAAAUUCAAGUAUGCUGUCUCUCUAGGCUUUGAUCCCGAUGUAGAUCUAGUAAAAGUUGGCAUUGCAAACCAAACAACAAUGCUCAAGACUGAGACAGAAGAAAUUGGUAAAUUGGUAGAGAAGACUAUGAUGCGUAAAUAUGGAGUAAGAAUCAUUAACGAACACUUCAAAAGCUUUAACACAAUAUGUGAUGCUACUCAGGAGAGACAAGAUGCCAUGAACAAGCUGGUUCAGAAUAAGCUUGAUCUGAUCCUAGUUGUUGGUGGGUGGAAUUCAAGCAAUACCUCACAUUUGCAAGAGAUUGCUGAAAUCAAUGGAAUCCCAUCUUAUUGGAUAGACAAUGAAAAGAGAAUUGGACUGGGAAACAAGAUAACCUAUAAAUUGCUUCAUGGGGAGCUUGUUGAGAAGGAAGACUUCCUACCUUUGGGAUCUAUUACAAUUGGAAUAACAUCAGGCGCUUCAACACCUGACAAGGCCCUUCCUCCCUCUCCUCUCUUCAGUUUUUCCACUGGAAAAUUCUUCUCCCUGCAGCCUUCGCCACCUGAACUUCUUUCUGCAGCUUUUCCCACCGCCAAACUUCCUUUCUGCUGCCUUUCCUAUCGCCGGAACUUCCUCCUGUAGCCUUUCCCGCCGCCGGCUCCUUCUCAUGCAAUUUUUUCAGCCACGGGUCUCCCUCCUGCCGGCCAGGGACAUUCUCCCAUGAGAUAUACUUGCAGGCCUCCCCAUGAGAUCUAUCUCCUGUGAAAGCUUAACUGCAGACCUUCUCAUGGGAACUUCCUUUGUGGAUCCUGCAACCGUGUUUGGAGUGUUUUUUCUUCGGUUUCCCUAGCAGAGCCUUAACUGCAGGCCCAUCUGAAGAUUUCUUAAGUUCCCAUACUUCCUACAGUAAGGACAGACUUGUCUUCGUGCUUAUAGUUGUCGGCGCCUUCAAAAAGAUCGCAAACAACUCACAAUAUCUGGUAGGGGAAGCAAAAAUAUAUAGAAGAGAAAGGCGGGCGAAAAUGAAAAAGAACGGAGGGCUGAUGGAUCUCUGUAUUGAAGUCACGACUACAAGCAGCGAGAGUGUCUGAGAUAUGGCGGAGGUAACGGAGGACCCUUGAGCGCCUUCCUUCUCAGCUCCCUGAUGUUCUCGUUAGAUGUCUACACAGCCGACGCCUCCUUUUCCCAUCCAUCCUUGAAGUUUUCCAGCUUUCUGUCGAAAUGGCCGACUUCAAAGGGCACAACAGCCUAAAGGAAUUGGACUUGUCAAGAUGCUUGUGUCACAGAUGAUGGCAUUAAGCAUUUAUUGUCCAGUACAAGUUUGGAGAUGCUAUGUGUGUUGGAAACAUGAUUGAAUUUUUAUGGAGACCUCUCCCUCUCUUUCUUUGUAAAUCUGUGUGUUGGAUUUCGGAGGAAUUCUUGUCAAUGAUAAGGUACUAUGGGGCAGUGAAAUUUCCAACAUUGGUGUUGCUACUGUUGAAAAAUUCCCUACGUUGAGUUUUUUGAAUAUAGCUUGGACCAAAGUUACC